UGAGGUCACGUGGGGGCGGUCCGUUGCUAAGGAGGAGGUUUGGUUGAGUCUCCGCGUAGCAGCCAUUCAGCGGCGGUGGCUGAAGCGAUUGGACUGCGAGGGCUUCUCCGACACUUUUUGUGGAAUUUGAAUUAUUUUGGCACAGCACGACUCGCGGUUCAUAGGUGACGACUUCAACCGGACAGCUUGUGGGUCGCAGAGGGAGCUCAGCGAUGAAUAAGCUACGCCAGAGCUUCCGGCGCAAGAAAGACAUCUACGUGCCGGAGUCAAGUCGGCCGCACCAGUGGCAGACGGACGAGGAGGCGGUCCGCAGCGGCAAAUGCAGCUUUGCAGUCAAGUACCUCGGGCAUGUGGAAGUGGAGGAGUCGAGAGGCAUGCACAUCUGCGAGGAAGCGGUGAAGCGGCUUAAGACGGACAGGAAAUUCUUCAAAGGAUUCUUUUCUAAAGCUGGGAAGAAGGCAGUGCGAGCUGUGCUGUGGGUGUCGGCGGAUGGGCUUCGAGUUGUAGACGACAAAACAAAGGACCUGAUUCUGGAUCAGACAAUAGAGAAGGUUUCGUUCUGUGCUCCAGACAGGAACUUUGAGAGGGCGUUCUCAUACAUCUGCAGGGAUGGCACCACACGACGCUGGAUCUGCCACUGUUUUAUGGCCAUUAAAGACUCAGGAGAGCGGCUUAGUCAUGCUGUGGGCUGUGCGUUUGCCGCGUGUCUGGAGAGGAAACAGAAGCGGGAGAAGGAGUGUGGUGUCACGGCAACCUUUGAUGCUAACAGAACCACUUUUACUCGGGAAGGCUCAUUUCGUGUUACCACAGCAACAGAGGCUGCAGAGAGAGAAGAAGUCAUGAGACAACUGCAGGAUGCUAAAAAAGAGACGGACUUAAACGUUGCCGGGAAUGCAGCCAAUAUUUCAACAAACCCUUCAUUGAACCAGCCAGGAAGCUCCCCGUCCCCCUCAUCCUCUCCGCCACUCUCCGUUGGUGCGUUGGGACCUCAGGUGAUCCCCCGCAGACACGCGCCGGCUGAUGUCAUCGCCCGGCAGGGCUCCUUCAGAGGCUUUCCGGCACUCAGCCAGAAGACGUCUCCCUUCAAACGACAGCUGUCACUGCGCCCAAAUGAGCUGCCCUCCACUAUGCAGCGAAAGUCGGAUUUCCCUAUAAAAAACGCAGUCCCUGAGGUAGAAGGAGAAGGCGACAGCAUCAGUUCCCUGUGCACCCAGAUCGCCACUGCCUUCAGCGGACCCCCAGAGGACCCGUUUUCUUCUGCUCCAAUGCCCAAACCAGCAUCUUCUCCACAGUCUCCUGUGGCUCCAGUGAACGGCACCAUGCCUGCCUUCUCUGCUGCUCCUGCUGCCAACCCCUUAGUCCUGCACCCUGCUCUGCCUGCUAGAGAGACUAACCCCUGGGCCACAAACCCAGCAGGGCCCCCGGCUGCAGCCCACCCAGGAGGGGAGUGGCCAUCAGCUGCACCGGUCCUUGUAGCCCCUCCCACUGCUUCUCCAGCCAUGUCCGCCCACAAACGAACGCCAUCAGAAGCAGACCGCUGGUUGGAGGAAGUCACCAAAUCUGUCCGAGCUCCACAGCCUAAACCCAUCGCCGCAGGGAGCACGCCUCCCCCCCAGCCAUUUGCCGCCCCCGCACAGAUGCCAAUGGCCCCCGUAGCCGUCGUUCCCCCGGUGCCCUUCAUCCCUUCUCUGGCCCCCACCGUCCCCAUGGUGCCCCCGCGCCAGCCCGCCUUCCACGCCCAGGCGCCGGCCUCCUACCCGGUGUCCAACGGGCUGCCGUUCCCUCAGCCCAGCGUGCCUCUGAUCGGCAUCACUCCUUCACAGAUGGUGGCUAACGCGUUUGGCUCCGCCACCCAUCCGCAGCCUUUUCCCGUCCCAGCCUCCUCCACGCUGCAGACGGACGCUCAGGGCAUCAAUAACAUUUCCCCGUACAUUAAACCCCCUCCACCCGCAGAGGUUAAGCCCAUGCCUCUGCACCCUUCUAAUGGCAGGGCCUCCUUCAACGGCGCCGACGGCUGGGCAGCCUCAUCCUCCCUGCAGGCGCAGUCUGCACCGGCGCCGCAGGAAGAUGCUUUCGAAGCCCAGUGGGCAGCCCUGGAGAACCGCCCCCACCAGCGCACCACCCCAUCCCCCACUAACCCCUUCUCCACCGAGCUGCAAAAGACUUUUGAGAUCCAGCUCUGAACACGGUGCAGCACAAACUUAACGGGAGAGUCGUCCGGCCGUCCUUCGUUCGAGGCACUCAGCAGGGAGGGGGAUGAAGCUGGGAGAAAGUGGGGGGAAGCUGAGUGAAUUUUCAGCUCCUCAGGCAUUUCGUUUGUCUUCUGUGUUGUCUUGUUUGUGCUACGGAGCACAAGGUUAUCAUCACCUCCCCCACCUUCUUUUGCAAUGAUAGAAAGGCUGCAGCACUGAGAGAACUCCACUUCCAGAUGAGAAGUACUCCUUAAAAAAAACAAAAACAACCUCCCCAGUCUUAAGGGUAGAGCAAGACAAUGCCAAAAUCUUUAUUUUUAUGCAUCAAGUAUAUUUUAAAUAGCUUUGAAAUCUAACAGAAGAGUUGUAAGUAAUCUUGCCAAAGGCACGGGAUAGUUACAAUGUUUGUGUAUACGAGAAAGUUCAUGUAUAUUAUACAUAAAUUCAUAUAUAUAUAUAUAUAUAAAGAAUCUAUACUGUACACACAGCUCACAGCAGUGCAGAUUUUUAAUGUGAUGUAAAGAGAUUUUUUUGAAGGGAUAGCUGCUUUUUGAGUGUGUGCUUUUUUUUGUUUAGUUUUAUUUUAUAUUUUUCCCUCAUUUUUGAAAAACAAAUCUUGAUGCUGUCUCAGCAUCAUGUACCUGAAUGAAAAAUAUCUCUGAUGAAUAGUGUUUCUUUGCAGCAACAAUCAGUUUGUGCUUGGCCAUGGUGGUGGUGCCUAUAAGGUUGCCUCUCUUUUACCUGUCCUUAGUUUUUUUUUAUUUUUCAGUACAAGUUAGGACUCCCUUUGUCCUUAUUUUUUUAGUACCAGUUUUGUUUUAUAUUAAUAUUAUUUAACAACAUAGGAUGCAUCAAUCCUGUUUUACCAUCUCCUCCUGGGAGACUUUGUUUUUAUUUUGUAUGUAGUUGAUUUUAAUGUUUUUUUUUUUUUUCUUCAAUAUGCACAUGCACUAAUAAACCAGAUCAUUUGACCUCACAGGUGAGCUUGAUUGGGUCUGGCCCGGUUUCCGUUUGCCUCCUGUGGCUCUGACGGGCAGCAGAACCUCCGGUGGGAGAAUAAAAUGUGGUCUCAUCCUCACUUUCUGAUUUCUAUUUUUAUUUUUUAAUCAAACUUGCUGAUAUGAUCAAUUCUCUGAUCAACUUUUUUUCUUUUUUUAAAGUAUUUCAUUUCUUUAUUUCUGCUCUUUGGAGAAAAAAUAACUGAAGCUCAUGGGUUGAAUAAAUUUUAUGGUGAUAGAAGAAAAAGCGGUCUGUGUUCCUGAUUUGUUCACAUGCAGUGCCUUGUAACACUUCUUCACAUUUUG
Messenger RNA from Cyprinodon variegatus (sheepshead minnow), 3496 nucleotides. RefSeq names its product numb homolog (Drosophila) (gene numb). The transcript has 11 exons. The coding region runs from base 213 to 2183 and encodes 656 amino acids. NCBI's taxonomy places the organism in Eukaryota, Metazoa, Chordata, Actinopteri, Cyprinodontiformes, Cyprinodontidae. The record is from RefSeq and is a predicted model, not a curated record. Gene Ontology annotation, molecular function: cadherin binding.